AUGUUUUUGCUUUCUACAGAUGUGAUCUCGGGACUUUCGCUGCAUUCCGUUGAUCUCGACGACAUUCCGGACGCGAUUAGUCCAAUGAUGGGACGAAGUGGUGCCCAGGAACAUCAGAAUGCAGUGAAUCGUCGGAAAAGCAUUGGCAGCUCAUGCUCGUCGGUUGCUGGCGAAUCGGAUGUGAUGAGCUCGGCGAGCACACACAAACAUGUUGACGAUUAUCCGAUGCAGGUUGACGGCGUCACGGCGGGACGAGCUUCGGCGUUGGCGUCUCUUAUAAGGAUCAUCUCGUCGAAAUCGUCGAAUGAGUGCAUUUCGAAUACGCAAUUGGCCAAUUUCUAUGCGACGGUUUACCAGACGCUGGUUGAGAAAGAUCGCGUCAUGCUGUGCACCAUUUUCUACUACGGACGUAACAUAUUCCGCCUUGGACUCCCCGGAAUCGAGAGCCUUCUUCCCCAUUUUCUGUUCGCUUUGGAUAUUGUGAUGAUCGAAUCAUCCAAACUUCGUCUGCAUCCGUCAAUUGCGGAAGUCGAAAUUCGACGCGCUUGCUUGAAAGCGCUGUCGUCGGUUAUUUGUUGGCCGUCGACGUUUGGCAUGAGCAAAAUUCCCCAAAUUGCGGAUGCCGCUAAUUUGAAGUCGAAUGCAGCGACUUAUUUGCAUCUGAGGCUUAGAAUAUUCAAGACAUUAAUGUUCAGCGUGCGCAAUGAGACGGACCCUGUUAAUUUGCAUAUCGCAUUAGCGUUAUGUGCAGUUCUCGUCGAAGAAAGUUGUACAUUCGAUUUAAGUCUGAAUGAAGAGCAAACAAAGGAGAUGAUUAAGAUUUCAACAGCGGCUAGCGCAUCAGGACAACCCGAAAAAGGUCUUUGCGCUUCCAUUGUUCGCGGUGUGUUGUCGGCGAUUUGCGACAAGUUGGGACGAAUCGAGACGAUUGAUCAUUCGACGGCAUUGGCCAUCAUUGAUGUUCUCAAUUGUAUCUCCCAUGUUCAUCAUACGGUUUUAUUCAAUAAUAUGGAUGUUUCUACGGGUACCCUUGUUAUCGCAUCGCUGUGCCGUUUCAUCGAGCAGCAGCUCAAUAAGCCGCCGCCACUUCAUUCGAAGGAUUUGCACUCGACUGUUGUUUCUGCGUUCAACGCUGUCGCUGUUUGGCUUACCGCCUCCCCAUUGCUUGCUGAAUGCGCCGGAGUUCUUACCACGGUUUGCGAUGUGAUCCAGCUUGGUGUCACCGGUUUUAAAUCGAAGCCUGGAGAGGAGCCGGAUCUGAAUGUCAAACCGAAACCGGCGAGUCAACGCGUUCUAGAGGCGGCUGAAUCGCUCAUGUACAAUUUGUUCUGUGUUGCUGGAAGGCGACCGGAUGUUCUUCGGGAUGAGCGAAGGCUCAUGCACAAGUUUGGAGGCAACGCGAUUGAUUCCAAAAACUUCUUGCAUCUUCUUGUGAAUGGCGACACUUUGCUGUCGCUUCAUGAGGCUUCGCAUAUUAAGGAAUUGGAAGCUGAAAGCGCAUCUGUUCUUUAUGUCCGACGAUCUCCGAUGCAAGGUGCGAACACUGGAAUCGCGAAGCUGCGACCUCGAACUCAAGAACAGGGAACUGCACCACCUCCUACUCCGAUGACCGCUGUUAGUGAAGGAUUUGAAGGUUCGAGCACGCCAACGACGAAAGGCUCAACGACGGUUCAAAAGUCGAUUGGAGAACAGUUUGUGAUACAGCCUGAAUUUUACAAAAAUACGUGCAAACUGGAUACGGUAUUUCGGAAUUUGGAAUCAACUUCGGAAACGGAAGCGAUCGCUGAGGAGAUCAAGCAACAUACGCAGAAUGGAAAAUCGUUUUUCGAUGAGGCUCGACGGAAUAAUAUGUUUGAGAGGAUGAGCAGCGAGGAAAGAAGAGUUAGACCAAUAAGGCCUUCGGACGAUUGUAGCUCAAUUCGCCUGAUGCUCUAUGAUUUUGGGCUUGUGAACGACAAAAUCUUCAAUUCGGAGAUUGUCAUUCUCGACAGCUCGAAAACUGAGCAAUUCUAUCGCGAUAUGCAUGAGAUUGUUGAUUGUAAUCCGUCGCGAUCCCAUCAAACCGCCCACAUAUUCUAUGUGAAAGAAGGUCAACGAAACGCGGUGGAUAUUCUCGAGAACGCGCUCAAUGUGCAGAACACAUGCGCCGAUUUUUGCAAUUUUCUCGCCGAUUUGGGCGAGGGUAUCGAGAUUGGUGUGCAUGACACGUGGACGGGACAUUGGUCGACGGCGUAUUCGAAUGAGAGAAAACCUUACACUGAGCCGGAAGCUGUUGAUCAUUACAUCAUUGAUGGAAUUCAGAAUGCGCUUUGGUGGUGCGAUCAGGUUGGCGGAAGUGCCGAGAUCGCAUUUCUAAUGCCCACGGAGAGAAGCGUUCGGAUGUUCAAACAGAGCAUAAUGUCGCCGGCGACGAGCUCGAGAAGAGGAUCGAACAAUCGCUCGAUUGUCUCUGAUGAUAAAUCGUUUGAUAGCACACAUACCGAUGCGAGCGGGUAUUUGAGCGCGCGGAGGAAUGGCGAGAAGUCCCCGUCGAAUUUGAGCGAUCGCGAUUUUAGGCCGUACGCGGGUGGCGGUUCAAGCAUGGGUGGUGGCCAUCAUAUCAGUCGACGCACAUGUCCGCUUCGUAUGCUUCUUGUUUGGCUUGAACGCGCUGAAGACAUCGCCAAUUUUCCGAUUAGCGAACUUCUCGGAACUUGCGACGAUGGAAAUUCGCUUUUGAGCGUGAAUAAGGCGAAUGAGCAUCAUUCGGCUGCGCCUCAGCAUGUCGCUUACCAGGUGAUGUUCAUUCAUUUGAUUGAGCCUGGCGUUGUGCAAAUUCGCACUCGCGGAACCCCGAAUCGAUUUGGAGAAGCCGGUCCGCUUGUUGAUGGAAUUGUGGUAUCGCAAUCGAAUUUAGCGUCGUUCGUGCGACACACGAUUUUGAACACGUCGAGACGCGAUGUUGCUGAAAUUGAAAACUAUCAAUUUCCGCAUACUCGGCGAAAGCAGGCGAUUGUCGAGUUUGCCAAGAAAUAUGCAUCGAGUACAAACUACGAAGAGUUUCUAAUAAAUAUGAUUCAAAAAUGA
This is a messenger RNA of Caenorhabditis bovis, 3066 nucleotides long. The record is from the annotation of a GenBank genome assembly. Lineage: Eukaryota; Metazoa; Nematoda; Chromadorea; Rhabditida; Rhabditidae.